AUGCAAUCUUUAAAUAGAUCGAUUUUAAGAUCUGUGUUCAACAGUCAGAAUAGAAAUGCCAAUUCUGUGAGGUCAACUUCGAAUUUGAUUUUCAAGUCAUCAUCAUCAGGUUCAACAAUGUUGUUCUCAAACAAUUUGGUUUCCAAAAGUGGAAUCAAGAUUAGAAAUUACUCUACACCAAGCAACAACAACAACACAAUCAUUGAAAAUCCAAUAAAUACAUCAGGAAUCAAUUCCACUUCCGAUAUCAAUGUCUCACCGAAUCUCGUAGAGAUGGUAGAAUCUUUACCACCACCACCCAACCCAAUCGUAGAGGCAAUCGGAAAUUUCAAUAACUCAAUCAUAGAGUCUUUCAAUCAGUUCUCUGUGAACACCGGUAUCCCCUGGUGGCUUUGCAUUGUCGGUGCAACCGUCGCACUUCGUUUCGUCAUCCUUCCAUUCACCGUCAAAACUCAACGUAGUCAGGUCAAGAUGCAAAAGGUUCGUGAAGAGAUGGAGAAAAACGCCCACCUCAACGAUGGAACCAUGGAAGGUAGAAUGAAAAUGGCUUCACUCCAAUCGGAACUCUCAAAGAAACACGGUGUCUCUGCACUCUCAAUGAUGGGACUCGGUUUGGCACAAGCUCCAUUCUAUAUUUAUUUCUUUGUUCUCGUUAGAUCUGCAUGUAUGGAUUUCCCACAAUAUGUAUCGAAUGGUGGUGCACUAUGGUUUAAAGAUCUCUCUGUUAUGGAUCCAACCUAUAUCUUACCUGUGGCAUCUUCAUUUUUGCAGUUGCAAAGUGUCAGAAUGAGUUUUAACGAAACAACACCAUUGAUUAUGAAGAUUAUUUUCAAUGGUCUAUGCUUUGUGCCAUUGUUUUUCACUUUGAAGUUCGCAGCAGGUCUUAAUGUAUACUGGUGUAUCAAUUCAUUAUUGUUCGUCAUUCAAAACUAUUUAUUCAAACAAAAUUCAGUCAAGAAAUUCUUUAACAUUCCAAUCGUCGAGGAAUCUGCAAAGAAAACAAUCCAAUUUGCACCAAAGACCGCAGUCACUCUUCCAGAGGAUAUGAUCAAGGCUCAAAACGCAGAGAAACAAAAGAAGAUCGAAAAAUUGAAGCAUGAAAUCAGUACCAUCAGACAAGCAAAACAGAAAGCAAUGGAUGAGAAUUUCGGUGGAAGAAGAAAAUAA
Heterostelium album PN500 is the source of this 1167-nucleotide messenger RNA. RefSeq names its product YidC/Oxa1 family membrane protein insertase (gene oxaB). The record is from RefSeq and is a predicted model, not a curated record. Bases 1 to 1167 code for a protein of 388 amino acids. Gene Ontology annotation, biological process: protein insertion into mitochondrial inner membrane from matrix; mitochondrial respiratory chain complex IV assembly. Gene Ontology annotation, cellular component: mitochondrial inner membrane. The transcript has 2 exons. Gene Ontology annotation, molecular function: membrane insertase activity. Lineage: Eukaryota; Evosea; Eumycetozoa; Acytosteliales; Acytosteliaceae.